Euleptes europaea (tarantolino) is the source of this 1656-nucleotide messenger RNA. RefSeq names its product syntrophin alpha 1 (gene SNTA1). Gene Ontology annotation, cellular component: dystrophin-associated glycoprotein complex; neuromuscular junction; intracellular anatomical structure. Gene Ontology annotation, molecular function: structural molecule activity; protein binding. The transcript has 8 exons. The record is from RefSeq and is a predicted model, not a curated record. NCBI's taxonomy places the organism in Eukaryota, Metazoa, Chordata, Lepidosauria, Squamata, Sphaerodactylidae. Bases 1 to 1470 code for a protein of 489 amino acids.
AUGGCGUCGGGGCGUCGCGCGGCCAAGAGCGGGCUGCUGGAGCUGCGGGCGGCGGGCGAGCAGUGGCUGCGGGUGCUGGCCACCCUCUCCGAGGACGGCCUGAGCGUGGGCCCCGGCCAGGCCGGCCCCGAGCCGCCGCCCGCCGCCAGCCCCGCGCAGCAGCUGAAUGGCGGCGAGCCCGGCGCCCUCGUCCCGGACGCCCUCGCCAACGUCCAGCGCGCCGUGCGCGUCGUCAAGCAGGACGUGGGGGGGCUCGGCAUCAGCAUCAAAGGUGGUCGAGAAAACAAAAUGCCCAUCCUGAUUUCCAAGAUUUUUAAAGGGCUGGCUGCAGAUCAGACCGAGGCACUGUUCGUAGGAGAUGCCAUCCUUUCUGUCAAUGGUGCUGACCUCUCUGACGCUACCCAUGAUGAGGCAGUUCAGGCCCUCAAGAAGACUGGCAAGGAAGUAGUUUUGGAAGUCAAAUACAUGAAAGAGAUCUCGCCCUAUUUUAAAAAUUCCUCAAGUGGCGCUACUGUAACUUGGGACUCUUCACCUGCCCUUCAGAAGCAAGCCUCGCCUGCUCUCUCCCUAAGAGAUCUCAAGGAAGGGAAGAACCUCCCGCUCAAAAUGUGCUAUGUAUCAAGAAAAUGCCUCCCCAGUGAUCCAGAAAACAGGUACCUGGAAGUAUGCUCAGCAGAUGGGCGGAUUCCCUUGUUUCUUCGGGCGAAGGACGAAGUGUCUGCCCAGACAUGGUUCAAUGCUAUCCAUAGCAACAUCAGCGCCCUGUUGCCCAGAGUCAAAGAAGAGCUGAGAGCCUUGCAGUCGGGAGUUGGCAUGGCUGGAGGUAGAGACAUCAAGCACGUCGGCUGGCUCACGGAGCAGCUCCCUGGGGACGGGACAAAGAACAUCCUUGCCGUCCUCACAGAGAAGGAGCUUCUCUUCUACAACAGCUUCCCACAAAGUAGGGAUGCCUUGAAUAAGCCCAUGCACAGCUUCCCUCUCAUAGCUACCAGGCUGGUGCACUCUGGCCCCUCCAAGGGUUCUCAUCUCUAUGACACUGAGCUCUCAUUUGCAUUACGGACCGGAACAAAAAAAGGUGUGGAGACGCACCUCUUCAGUGUGGAGACACACCGGGACUUAGCCACAUGGACGAGGAUACUAGUGGACGGAUGCCACAAUGCAGCUGAGUGUAUCCAGGAAGUGUCAACAGCAUGCACGUGGAAUGGGAGAGACUGCACAUUGUCCAUCCACAUCGACAAGGGCUUCACCAUCUCCACCCUGGAGCCAGGCCUCACCAAAGUCGUCCUUCUGCACCAGCCUUUUGAGAGGCUGCAGAUGUCCUCGGAUGAUGGGGCCAAGAUGCUCUACUUGGACUUUGGCAGCUCAGAAGGAGAGAUUCAACUAGAUCUUCAUUCCUGCCCCAAAACCAUUGUCUUCAUCAUCCAUUCAUUCCUCUCUGCCAAAGUGACCCGGCUUGGGUUGCUGGCAUAGGGACAAGCGGGAAGACGUAAAGAGAGAGCCAAGACUUCAUGAGAUCUAUGCACUAUGGCUAUUACUUCAAUGGCCAAAGCAAAUUUUUAGAAUGCCACUCAGACUGGAGCAAGGACAGCUGGCGUAACGUGUCAAUAGCCAAAGGACUUCCGGGACAGCCGAUCAAAGUACAUGGAUGGUGAACUA